This is a messenger RNA of Bemisia tabaci, 3852 nucleotides long. RefSeq lists its product as uncharacterized. NCBI's taxonomy places the organism in Eukaryota, Metazoa, Arthropoda, Insecta, Hemiptera, Aleyrodidae. The record is from RefSeq and is a predicted model, not a curated record.
AGCUCUCGUCCAUUGAAAGUUACUUCAGUGCUCGAGCGACUACUUUCACCCGGCUCAGAUCCCGGCGCUCCGCCGAGGAACGCACGUUCCCUCUUAGUCGCCGUCAUGGCCGUCAAAUGUUCGAGGCUAUCCCUUCUGGUCGCAGGGAUUUUUGUAUUCCUGACUAUGCUGCUGGAGUCUGCCGCUACUCUCACUCCAAGGGCUCCAAAUUUCCAAUACUUUGAAAGACCAAAGUACCGAUAUCCUUACUAUGACGAGAACGGCAAUGGCAAGCUGCUCUACGGAUAUGGAGGGCCAGAUUUGUACCCUUACAAAUACUACUCACCACUCGAAGGAAUCUACUAAAUCUACCGAAUCUUAACCUCGUUAUUCUUCAUUAACCCAAAGAUUCGUAGUUAGAGAGCUCCACGAAGAACGAAGUAGCGGAUAAGUAGAUUUAGUUCCGCGUUCACAGGUUCACGGAACUUUAUUGGAUUUAUUUUUGCCUGUAAUGCCAAAGUUGCGAUAUACUAUUAUUCGAUAAAUUUAGUAUCACGCUAUUAUAAAAAUCUAGAACAGCCGUGAAAAUGAUUGCUUUUACGAUUGUUACGAUGGAAAUACUAUUAGUUGUUUUAGCCACUCUAGUCGAGUGUGAGAACAACGAACUAACGAUAGAAAAUGGAGGUCAAAGCAAUAUCUAGGGGAAGGGUAUGGUAACGUCAAGUCGUGCCAUGCCCUUCCCUGCCAAACUGAAAGUUGUUUUCAAUUUUGCAAUUUGUGAUUUUUAGCUUUCAAAGAUUAGAGUACAAACGAAUAACUAUAAUUUUAGAUGCCAUAGCAAAUUUUUCAUACCCGAUGAAAGGAAAUUUUUAAAGACUUACCUGCUGAAAAAUCCAUUCCAGUCGCAAAAAAAGAAGAGAUCUUGUCAUCAUAAAAUAAAAUUACUCACAAUCAGUCCGAACUGAGUCAGUGAGGUUAUUUUCGAUCUGGGGUCGAAGAUCGGUAUUAAACCAAUUUUAUGUCGGGAUUAAGGGACGUCCUUUUCAAAAAUUACCAGCUAUCAAUCACGUAUCAUACUAUAUCACCAUGUACCAAUGUAUUUCCCGAUCGAGAAUUUGAAAAGAGAUCGUAAAAAACUCAUUACCCAAUCGAAAAUCUGCAGAGCACUCGUGCUGAAAUAUACGUGCCGAACUUUUUUCAUGUAAAAGAAAAUUGUGUUCAAAGAAACGUCAAAAUAUACGAUCAUUUUUCACGGCUGAUACAUCUUCUUUUAUUUCACAAAGCUCCAGGGAAGAACUAUCCUAAGAUUCAAUAAAUCUGACAGCUGCACAGCACGAAGAUACGGAAUCAAAGUUUGUCAUUCUUCGAGCAAAGCACAAUAUUUCGCUGAUAAUACGUGUGCAUAAAAUUUUCCUUGCGGUAUUUUCCUUUCGACCGUCUUCGAGAUCUGUACAUCAUUUCCAUGUGGGUUUAAAGUUUGCUAUGCAAAUUAGAGCGCUAGUGUUCAGCUGUUAGUCAGCGUUGUAUAUUGAUUUUUAAUCACUUAGUAAUUAUUCAUUCUAUAAUUUUUUUUCAGUCGUUAAUUCAAUCUCCCACCACUCCUAGAUGUAUCGAAAGAAAGGCAAAGCAAAAGAAAAGUUUGAAUACCCAUCAGUUUUGUAGGGAAAAACAAAUGGAAUAUAUUCACAUUUAUGAAAAUACGUUCAUGAAGGUUUGUACAUGUGUUAGACCUGUAUUAAAUGUUUUAUCAAGCCGCGAUUUAAAACCAUUCAAUUUUAAUUUCCAAAGAAGAGAAUCAGACACUUUAUAGAGGGUGGAACAUACUCGCUGUAUUUAGACGUUCUUUGGCCUGAUGGUUGGGAGGUUGGAUUAAUUCAGGAUAUAAUUUGUUCUGUAAAAUAUAGGUAUAAUUUUAACUCUUAGGUAGGUAUAGAUUUUUUUUUUCUUGAAUGAUAUUUCAACCAGGGGUGGAAUAAGUGUUACCAAUAUGCAAAAAUGAAUUUCAUGUCGAAAGUGAUUGAAAAACGAGAGCAGAUGGAGAUGAUCCGGGAUACAAUACUUCGGGCUUCUGAAUUGGCUAUUUUAUUGGCAAUAUAAUUGACAUACAUAUUAUAUGUGGGAGUGUGAAGAACACACACUGAAGUCUCCAUAUUCCUCAAUAAGGUGUGUUACAUCAACGCUAAUUUGGCGGGCUGCGCACAAGUGAAUUUAAAUAGAACGGGUGCGAAAAUAUGAUCGUUGAUGACAUGUAAGCUGAUUCUAAAAAACCAUUUACACUGGGCUGGACGAAUUUUUGAUGCAAUGUUUUACACAGAUUGGAUAUGACAUUGACAGCCUGGUCCAGUCCAGAUGGAUGAAAGCACCACGUUGGUUGUGAACGCUGAAACGGAACGGUUGGUGCCUUUCUAAGAAAGAAAGACGAAGGAGGAUAUGAAGAAGAAAAAACGCGAGAAAGAGAAGGAAUAGAAGAAUAUAAACAAGUAUAACAAGGGAAAGAUAAAAUGAACCCUUUUAAUUAUUGCUUUUUCAGCUAUAGUGUCUGAGUAGAACUGUCUGCGGCAUUUUCUUCCCUGAGCUCGUUUCAAAUCCAUUCCACUGAAAAUUUAAAAUAGCCUUAAAUAUAAUGAAGUUUUUUUAUGAUGUUUUCUCUCUCUCUCUGUAAAAUGACUAAAUUUUUUUCAAGUAUUUUUUUUCUUUUUCACCUAUUUAAUUGUUCCGAUUGAAUAGCUGUCAAUGAGAGAAUCACAUGAUUUUCUUUUCUUUUUUUUCAUUUAUUAUUUACGUUGUGAUUCACUCGUCUGAGAAAAAGAAAUUUUGGAUUUAUAUUUUUUUGGCCCCUUUGAUACAACGUCCUUGUAAAGUAAUCCAUAGCGCAUUUCUAAUGUGGGACAUUGGAUCGUUUUUUGUAAAUGCUCCACCUAAAAUCCCAGCGCUUUAAGGGAACGUCGAACGCUCGAGACUAUUAAUAUUUUGGCCGGUGAAGAUAACUUAUUUCUGUUUUUUCCUGUUGCCGUUCUCUUAAACAAAUGUAGUAUUAAUAGAAAGUGCACCUAUUCAACGGAGAAUCAUAUGUAAGUAAAAUAUCAUUUAUGUAUGUGUUCACUUCAUUCUCUAUAUUUAUUUGUAAGCCUAGUUUUCCUCUUUGUCUUCUUUUAUACGCCUAAAUUCUUUAUUUUUUUUAAAAAAAGAAAUUAAAAAGAAAAAAGUGGAUUGUAUAUGUUAUUGCUUAACAUAGGCUUCUCUUCAAUACUAGUACGUUGUUUAUCGGUAGUUGGGAAACUUUUUUCUUCUGUUGUCUGUUCUAUACUUUUUUCCUUUCAAUGUAUGACAAUAACAUUAAGUACUUAUAUAGUUAAGUAGUAUUUUUAAUUUAUUCCUGUAUUAUCAAAUUAUUAAUUUUUUUACGAUUAAAGAGUCCCUAGAAUCAAAAUAUUGAGCAUGUAGAAGUUUAAAAAAAUUUGUCUCCUUUUCAGGAUCAAAACACUACACAUUUCUGAUUUUUUAUGUUAUGAAUUACCUAUGAAUUUAACACAAGGUGAAAAGAUCAAGUUGCGUGAUAAAUAGUUUCCGUAAAUUUAUUACAAAGGUACCUAUAUUUAUAAUUGUAUAAGUUUUGUACAGGAAGCUUAUUGUUUUGAUCCUAGAGGGUCUUUAAAAUUAGGUUUCUAAAAAAAUGUUGUAAUAGAGAAAAAAAUCCAUCGAAAAAGGCCACGAUUGCAAUACAAAUUUUGUAAAUACUAAAUUUUAGAGUGUAUCGGUAUUUUGCGAAUGUUCUUUUUGUUAGUUGGAAUACGUUGUUUUGAAAUCGGAUUGUUAUCAUGUGGAAGUCGAAAGAUUGUUUAAUUUAUUGAUAAUAUAUAUAUUUUUUAUAAA